Messenger RNA from Cinara cedri, 6551 nucleotides. The record is from the annotation of a GenBank genome assembly. Lineage: Eukaryota; Metazoa; Arthropoda; Insecta; Hemiptera; Aphididae.
GGGCUAUCUAUGUAUAUUUAAUCAAUGGUUGUAGAUCCCGAGAUUUACUCUAUACUAUAGCCGAUCCACAGCCGUAUAAUUAUCAGCUAUAGCCGUGUUCGUGAUAUGGGUUCGUGAUAAGUUCCAUCAAGUUCGAUUUUCUUAUCAUAUCAAAUACUAUUUUGAAAAAGUUAUUAUCUAGAUCGUGAAAAAUACCACUUUUCGUUGUACAACUCCGUUAACAUCCCGUUCCCGUAAUCCCUUCUAACUCCGUAAUAUAAUAAUAUAAUAUAAUAUUAUGAUUAUGAUGUACUUACAAAUUCAAUAAAUUUAUCUCAUAUCUGGUAAUAAAUUAUUAUUGAUUCGAAUUAUUUAAAUAUUUAAUAACCCUUGAAUAUGUCUAUAAAAUUAUUUAAAUAUGUCACAAAUUUUUGUAUAAAAAGCAGAGUGUUAAUGAAAUAUAAUUUGAGUACAUCAAAUAACGAAAAACUGUAAGUAUCUUAAUAUGUUAAUAUAUAUUCUUAAAAUUCUUAAUAUUAAUCACAUGGAUUUUAAUAUCUUCUCUUUAUUUUUUAUUACCUUUUAGUUUUCAAGAACUCGAAUAUUCUUACUAAAAAUUGAUUUUCUUAUUGAGGUCAUGUAAAAAUAUAUAAAUUAUUUUGUUAUCUACUGUAAAAUUUGAUACUAUGUUGAAGAAUUUGCAACAAUAAAAAUGAAAACAAAGUUUUUUAAAUACUAUAAAAUAAAAUAGAAUUUUAACAUAUUAAAUAAUUUGAUAUUUUCAGAAUUAAGGUAACUUUUAACAAAGCCAAUGGUGAAAAAGUAACUGCAGAAGGGAAGAAAGGAGAUUCAUUGCUAGAUGUCAUUGUCAAUAAUAACUUAGAUUUCGAUGGAUUUGGUACUAUUAUAAAACAAUCAAAUAUAUAUUACUUCAUUACUUCAUUACUCAAUAAUACCUUCUUUUAUAGGAGCAUGUGAAGGUACAUUGACAUGUUCUACGUGUCAUGUUAUAUUAAAUCAGAAGAAUUAUGAUGAAUUACCUGAAAAACCAUCAGAUGAAGAAUUGGAUAUGUUAGAUUUAGCAUAUAAUUUAACUGACACGUAAGCAUCCAAUUUUUGAAACUUUAGUGUAUAGUUUUAAUGAUUUAUAAUUAUGUACAGUUCUAUAAUUGAUUGGGUCCAUCCAAAAUAUAUAUAUAUAUAUAUAUAUGUAUUUUUAAAAUAGCUGUUUAUUUGAUUUUAUACAAUUACCUUCAAAUACUAUAUAAAUAAUUGAUAAUAAAUGAAUUGAUAAUAUUAGAAUAAAAAUGUUGAACAAUGUUCUUUAAAAAUAAGUAUUCUAUAUAGUAGAAGCCAUUUGUAAUGACACGAGUGAUUACAAAACUGAUAUACUAACCUUAAAUUGAAGGUCCCGGCAAAACUCCAUUUUGUGUACUAAUUUGUAUCAAUUAUUAUGAUGUCUGUAUACUAACUAUAUGUAUAAUAUGAUGGUUAUUUUGGCUGUAUUAGAAAAAUGUUUUAUCUAUAAUGACUGUAUUAUAUUUAUCGAUUAUAACAUUUAUUUUUAGUUAUACACAUUGGAAAAAUAUUUUAUUAAUUAUAACUAUAUUGAAGGUAAAGUAAUCGUUUUUUGGAAUUUUGUCAUCAGUGUACAGACAUUCCGUGUUCAUGUAUUUCAUCGUAAUCGUCAUGCAAUUAAUUGUGUUUUCUAUAAAUGGUAUGUUGAAUUGUAAUAAAAUGAGCAAACAAAAGCAAUUCACAAUUUAAAAAAAAAGCAAAUUUAAUUUUUCAUUUAAAAGAAGGUGAACAAAAUGACGAUAUAGCUAUUAUAGCUUAUAAUUAUGAUUUUUAUACAAAUAAAUUACAAACUAAGUGAAUAGAUUUUUUGUGUGUAUUGAAGUCAUAAUUUAGUAAUAAAAAUGUAAAAAAUUAAAGUGUAUAGUUAAAAGCUUAAAACUAAUAAUAAUUUGUGAUAAGUACCCAUUUUCAAUUUUGUUAUUAAAAAUAAUGAAUUAUGUUAAAUACUAUAUUUUUAAAACUGGUUUGUUCUAACAAACAUAUUUGAUUUCAUAAUUUAUAAAUUGAAUUUCUUUGGUGAUAAUAUUGAUAUUGUAUUAUUAUUAAAUAAAAUAUAUGACAUUCUAUUGAUAUAUUUUGUCUUAAGAACCUAUAGAAUUUAAUCAUACUGAUUAAUUUAACUUACUAAUUAUACAGGAUAUGUUUUUGUGUAUGUUAUGUAUUUAUAUUAAAUAUCUACAAUAUAUUUUAUUGAACCAACCAAAAUUGAUAUGGAUUUAAUUGUCUCCAUACAUACAUUUGUAUUUUCUAUUGUACUACAUGAAUAUGUAUUACAAUUUUUAAUACAUUUUCUUAAACUUUCUAUAAUUAUAUCUAUAUUAUGUGGGAGUGUAACAAACUUUAAAACAUGGUAUGGUUUUAAUAUUAUAUUUAAUAUUUACAUACUAUUCUAUUAUAAUAUACCCUAUCUAGUUAUUUUAGUUUUUAAUUUUCAUUAUAAAACUAAUUUGUUAGUUAAUUAUUACUUAUUAGCUAUUGUACAAUGGCUAAAAGUUGGUUUGUGAAAUUUUUAAUUAUUAAUUUAUACGUUUAUUCAUUUCAUAAACAUACAAAAAAAAAUUGUAUACAUAAACUUUUAUUGCAAACUGUAGUUAGCUAAAUUCAUUGUAAUAUUUAGUAAAACAGUUUUUGAAAUAAAUAACAAUAUUAUGCAUACAUAAUUUACUCUUAUUUCAAUUUGAUAAACUGGAACUUGAACUUAAAUUAGUUCAUUUUAAAAAGAACUUUCCCAUAACUGGGUUUUAAUAAUACUAGUGAUUGAAAUUAUUUCUAAAAUUACUUAUAGACAUCUUGUGCAUUAAACUUUGAAUAAUAUGCAUCUUUAAUAUUUAAACUAAAAAUUAUACUUUAUUAUUUUAACAUAAAAAUCUAAUAAUUAAUUAACACUAGUUUUGAAAUUAUUUUGUUUCAGAUCUCGAUUAGGAUGUCAAAUUGUUUUAGAAGAAAAAUUAGAUGGUUUAGAAGUCAAUGUACCAGCAACAGUUAAUGAUGCUAGGUAUAAUUAAUAUAGUACUUAUUGAAUAAGUUUAAUAAUACAUAAGGUACCUAGCUUUAGAGAGUUAUUGGUUUUAAAAUUUAAGGUCUAUAUAAUUUUAAUCUGAACUAAAAUAAUAUUAAUAAAAUGCAUUAAUCAUAAGUGUUAUUUUUUUAAUAGUUUAGUACUUCAAUCAUUUCCAUGGGUUAGGUUAGGUUAGUUUACUUGUGAAGUUUAUAACGAGUCAAAUUAAGUUUUUAUUUUCAGCAAUUUUUUAUCUUAAAGUAGUAAGUCACUCUAACCCAGAGGUUCCCAACGAGAGUGCCGCAGCAUCCUAGGGUGCCACGAAAUUAUUUGAAAUAUAUAUAUAUAUAUAUAUUUUUAAACAAAUUCUUGAAAACUAUAACACUGUGAGUAAUAAAACAGAAUAUAGUAAUAUUACAAUAUUCAAUCUAUUUUAAUUAAUUUUCAUACUGGUUCGAUUGCUAUAGUUAAUGUUCAAUGUAAUAAUUUGUUUUAUAAAAUAUAAUAUGUGUAUACCAGAUAUCUUCCACUUUUAUUUAUACUAAGGCACUUAGCUAGAUAAAACCGAAGUUACAAAAUAUAAAUUUCAAUACACGAUAUAUUAGUAUUGCGUAUUCAGUAUAGAGUGUAGGCCAUAUGGUGCCUCUAGAUUUUUAGAAAAUAAUUAAGGGUGCCGUGAAACAAAAACGGUUGGAAACCUCUGCCCUAACCUUUUGACUUUAACAGUAUGUAAAUAUGAAUAUUAAAGAAUGUGUUUGGGAAUUGUAGAAUGGUAGAUGAAUAUUGAAUUGAAUAUUUAUUAUAUAUACUAAUAAUUUAAUUCAAACUUAGUUAUUACAUGAUCAAUCUUUUAUAUUGUUAAUCUAAACUCUAACAUGUUAAUAAUUUAUCGAAAAGAAUAUUAAUAUAAUUGUGUUAAAACCACAUAAUUUUUAAUAUAAAAUCAAAUUGUUUGAGUUAUUCAAUAUUUAUUUUCAAAUCAAAAAAAUAAAUUAUUUCUAAUGUUUAAUAAUUUAUGGGUAAAAAAUUAAAUUGAUUUAACAGGAAUAAUAAAAGUAAUUGAAAAAGUUCAGAACUAAUUCGGAAUUCCUAAGAUUAAUAUGAAAAUUUUUAAUAAUUGUGUAAUCACAGAUCAUCAUUGUGAACCCCUUAGAAGACUUGUAAAUAUUAACUCUUUAAGUUCAAGUCGUGUAUAUUAUGACAUCAUAUUUAUUUAAAAUAUCUUAAAUGGCAAAAUAAAAGACAGUUUUCAUCUCAGUUUAAUUAAUAUAUCAGUUUCCACAUUUAAUUCCAGAAACUGGCCAACAUUUCAUAUUUCCAGGCACAAAACAUUUUACGGUUUUUUUCCCUCCUGUAAUAUAAUUGUAUAUACUGUAUUUGAUAUUUUUUAUUCCUCUUAGAGAGCAUUACAAAUUAGCAUAUUAUUGUUUUAACUAUUUCUUUCUUUAAUAUAUUGUUUACUUGACUAAACUUGAGCACUAACAGUCAUUUAAUUUUAUGCAUAUUCUGCUACCCAUCCAUACAUGCUUCUUUUCAAACUGGUUUAAGUAUCUUAUUUCCUGUACUAUAUGCCUUCGAUUUUGUAUUUCAAAUAAAUAAAAUAAAAUAAACAAUAAUAUAAUCAAAUUUAUUAACAGUCAAGAGUGGACUAAUAUUCAUAGCCCUAUUGUGCUGUCGAUGACCAGAACAGAUACUUUAGGUUAUAUGUUUUCAAUGGUACCCAACAGAUGACAAUUAUAGUUUACCUAAUUAUUUCAAGGGUUAGGUUUAGUUUGUCAUUCAAUUUUUACAAGUACUAGGUCAUACUGAUAUCACAGAAAAUUAAUUCACCGACUAACUAGCAAAAUCCUCGACAGGAGUUCAAAAAUUCUAUGGUUUAACUUUAUCCCAAACCAUAGAAUCUAUAAUCAAACUAUACCUUGAACACUAUGAAUCUCUUCUCAAUUUAUCACUUUGCACAUCUCCCGCCGUCUCACUAUCAACUUGAUUUUAUAACCUCAAUCUCUCCAGAAGCAUAGUAUUAUCCUCUUAUCUUUGCUUUGACCACACUUUACUUCCUUCUCAUUCUUUUAAACUUUCAUUGAACAAUGCCCCCCUCUGCAUAAAAAACAGGAUCUUUUGUUACUGUUUGUUUUAAUUUAAUUUUUUUUUAUGUUAUGUGAUGAUGGCCCAUACCCCACACUAGCAAUAAUAUAUUUCAUUAUAUUGUUAUGUAAUAUAACUCCUGGCUUAUUAAUUUAACUAUUUAUUUUUAUCUAAAUAUUAAACUUUGUUUAUAUUUUAUAACAAUUUUUAAAUGAACUAAAUUAGUAGUUACAAUUAACUUAUAUUCUGUUCAAAAUUACAACUAAUUAUAAGUUAUAAUUUUACUUAUAUCAUGUAUUUUUGUACACUUUUUUUUACUUACAUAUGUAAAUUAAAUACUUUUCUUAAAUUUAGUUCAAUUUAUUUAUUAUUUAAAUAUAUAAAAUAAGAAAAUCAAUGACAAUAUUUUAUAAAUAUUAUAUAGUUAUGUGCAUACAUUACUAGAAUAAAUAAUAUAUGUUAUCAACGAUAUCAUAUUAUUUUGUUGUAACUAUGCAACACAAAUUUAAAGACAAUUUAGUUGAUGAUAUUUAUAUUUUAAGCAAAAACUUUUGAUCGGACAUAUUUUUUAUACAUAGAUUGUUUGUAAUACAUAUUUAAAUAUUUUUAUUUCAGAGACUAAAAUAAUGUAUGUGAUAUUACAUUUAGUUAUAGAUGUUAUAUAUAUAUGGAAUGUAUACAUGGUUGUUACAAGUAAAUAUGUCAUAUGGUAUGUAUAAUAAAUUAUCAAUCAAAUUUAAAUUAUUUUAGUUAAAACACUUUUGCAUUGCCUGUAAAAUGUAAAUUUGAUAUAAUCAAACUAUUGUACUAUCUAGUUAAACAUUGUAAUUACCUCAUGUAAAUCUGUGGCAGCUAAUUUGCAGUCAAGUUGUUACUCAAAUUGUUAUACUUAAUUAGUUUAGGUUUAGUUUUAUUUAACCUAUUAAUUUCUGUUUUUCUGGAUAAUCUAAUUUAACCUUGGCAAGAGUUGAUGAAAGCCCAAGAUGUAUAAAAGUGUAUUAUUAAUUAAUUACAUAUUUCAAUAUCUAAACAUUGAAUAAAAAUUAACUUUUUUUGUAAAUGCCAGGUUUUAUAUAAUAUUUACUGUUAAAUAAUAUUUACUUAGAACAUCACAUUGUCCACAUUGUUUUAAAUUUAAUUUACAAUAUUUGCAUGUAAUAUAGUAUGUUUUUGGUUUUACAUGAUUAUUAGCCACUAUUUCCCUCCAAUUUGGAUAAAUUGUAUUCAUGUUAUGAAGUCUUGAAUUUUGUAAUUUUUAAGAGUAAUUCUUUCAAACUCCAUUGAACCAGGUUUCCAGUAAAUUGUAUUUAUUUAUUAAAUAGUUUAACAUUCAGAGCAAAGCUAUACAGAUUUUGUUUCUUCAAAAUCUUGUUGACUUAUUUAAAUUUGUUCAAUUUUAUUUUGUGCGUGU